CAAGUAUUAGCAGCUGUUUUCUAAAUUGUUUAAUUGUCACAAAAUCUUAAGUUCUUUUUAAGAAUUAUUAUUGCCUUUUUUAAAGUCAGAAAAGCCAACAAGUUUGCAAAGAGGAUUAUAAUGACCUCGGCCACGGUAAGAAAUGUACCACUUCUAGAUGACGAUACGAUUCCGUUUGGUGAAGAGGAUGAGAUGCAAGAUCCAAACUCUGCAACAAAAAAAUACUCACACCCCUACGUUACAUUCUUCCACUUAUUCUUCAGAGGAGCUGCGAUAGUUAUAUAUAUGUUCUGUGGCUGGUUUAGUGACUCUUUUAUCAGUAGUUUUGUGUUUGUGGUUCUAUUUUUGUCAGCAGAUUUUUGGACUGUGAAGAACAUAACGGGUCGUUUACUCGUUGGAUUGCGCUGGUGGAAUUAUGUAGACGAUGAAGGUGUUUCCCAUUGGGUGUACGAGUCAAAAAAGGGGAGGGUGAAUAAUAAUGAAGCACGUAUUUUCUGGUUGGGACUAAUAUUGUGUCCAGUGUUUUGGAGCCUUUUCUUUAUUGUUGCUCUUUUUGGAAUGAAAUUCAAAUGGCUGCUAUUAGUGAUGAUUGCGCUAGCAUUAAAUGGAGCAAACUUGUACGGGUACGUUAAAUGUAAUUUUGGAGCAAAUAAGGAUUUAAAUUCAGCCGCAACAGACUUUGUAAAGACUCAGAUCUUUAGAAACGCCAUGGACAUAAUGACAAAACCAACUGCACAACCAACAACAGCGCGACCAACCGGAGUAAUCUAACUUAGUUAAUAGUUGAGAUAUAGAUUGGACAGAUUUGUAAUUCCAUAGAUGUCGUUCCUUUCAAUAGUGUGUAUUAUUUUAUUUGACUAAAUUAAAAUAUAUGAUAACAAUCUUAUUCUAUAAAUAUACAUAUUUUGAAAAAGUAA
Stomoxys calcitrans (stable fly) is the source of this 917-nucleotide messenger RNA. RefSeq lists its product as uncharacterized. Gene Ontology annotation, biological process: vesicle-mediated transport; protein secretion. NCBI's taxonomy places the organism in Eukaryota, Metazoa, Arthropoda, Insecta, Diptera, Muscidae. Bases 121 to 771 code for a protein of 216 amino acids. Gene Ontology annotation, cellular component: Golgi membrane. The transcript is spliced from 4 exons. The record is from RefSeq and is a predicted model, not a curated record.